CUCACUUGAUUCUUUUUCAAAAACGAAAGAGGAAAAAUUGUUGCGGUCUCAAAGCUCCCAUCUAGCAUACACAUUAUCUUUUUUGUGGUAGCCGUUUAGCGCGUGAACCUAUAUUAUUGAAAAAUGCCUUCAGAAAGAACACACAUAAACGUAGUAAUAAUUGGCCAUGUGGAUAGUGGCAAAUCCACGACAACAGGUCACCUCGUUUAUAAAUGUGGUGGCGUGGAUCCAAGAACCAUCGAGAAAUUUGAGAAGGCUGCAGCACAGAUGGGUAAGAGUUCUUUCAAAUUUGCCUGGAUUCUGGAUAAACUAAAAGCAGAGCGGGAGCGUGGGAUUACAAUCGACAUAUCCCUGUUGAAGUUCAACACGCACAAGUUCUCAAUUACCAUCAUUGACGCGCCAGGACAUAGGGACUUUAUAAAGAACAUGAUCACGGGGACGUCACAGGCUGAUGCCGCACUACUGGUGGUGUCUGCGGCAAAGGGAGAAUUCGAAGCGGGAAUCUCGAGGAAUGGGCAGACUAGAGAGCAUGCCCUGCUGGCCUACACGCUUGGGGUCAAGCAGAUAAUCGUUUGCGUCAACAAGAUGGAUGUGACGGAACCACCUUACAGCCAGAAGCGCUUCGAUGAGGUUGUCCGUAAUGUGACCGUUUUCAUUAAGAAAAUCGGCUAUGAUCCCACGGCUGUUCCGUUCGUCCCAGUGUCUGGCUGGAGCGGUGAAAAUAUGCUGGCUCCUUCUCCUAAGAUGCCCUGGUUCAAAGGGUGGAAAAUCAAAAGAAGGGAAGGGAAUGCAAAUGGUAGAACAUUGCUGGAGGUCCUGGACUCCAUUUCUCCCCCUGUACGGACUGUAAACAAGCCCCUCCGUCUGCCCCUGCAAGACGUUUACAAGAUUGGAGGUGUGGGCACUGUUCCUGUGGGGAAGAUUGAGACUGGUGUGCUGAAGCCUGGCAUGCUUUUGACCUUCUCUCCGGCUAAGCUCACUGCUGAGGUCAAGUCCAUUGAGAUGCACCACCAGGGUCUCCAGACUGCUCUGCCGGGGCAUAACAUCGGCUUCAACAUAAAGAACGUGGCAGUUAAAAAUCUGCGACGUGGGGAUGUGGCAGGUAAUGCCCAGCAUGACCCUCCCUCGGAUGUUGCCAGCUUUAUUGCCCAGGUGAUCAUUCUUAACCACCCUGGCAUGAUCAAGGCUGGUUACUCCCCGGUGCUGGACUGCCACACUGCUCACAUCACCUGCCGUUUUGCUGAGCUGAGGGAGAAGAUUGACCGCCGGACAGGGAAGAAGCUGGAGGACCGGCCCCAGUGCUUGGUGUCUGGGGAUGCUGCUACAGUCAAACUGACCCCCAAAAAGCCCUUGUGUGUGGAGAGCUUCUUCAACUACCCUCCUUUAGGACGCUUUGCUGCCCGGGACUUGAAGCAGACCGUAGCAGUUGGUGUCAUCAAAUCCGUGGAUAAAACUGAUCAAUGCCCAAAGAAGACUGCACAGAAAGCCCAAAGCCUAAAAUGAACUGCUUGUAUAAUGUUGCACAGCAAUCUAGAAUGCCUAACAGAAAAAUUUAAGUUAACCUUUGUUGGUGUUGGACAGCUUCAUAAGAAAGCACUGUUUUUUUUUUUUUUUUGUUUACUAUUUUUCCAAAGGUCCCGAUUUACUGCUCAGUUGGUGAAAUGUUAUGCUGAAAGCUUCAUGGAAUAAAAGUUGUGCAAAACUAA
Molecule: messenger RNA, 1706 nt
Organism: Conger conger (European conger)
Lineage: Eukaryota; Metazoa; Chordata; Actinopteri; Anguilliformes; Congridae
Gene: eef1a1l3
Product: eukaryotic translation elongation factor 1 alpha 1, like 3
Exons: 7
Coding region: 124-1503 (459 amino acids)
Biological process (GO): translational elongation; translation
Molecular function (GO): GTPase activity; translation elongation factor activity; GTP binding
Source: RefSeq, a predicted model, not a curated record